Molecule: messenger RNA, 4328 nt
Organism: Aedes albopictus (Asian tiger mosquito)
Lineage: Eukaryota; Metazoa; Arthropoda; Insecta; Diptera; Culicidae
Product: ovochymase-2
Exons: 5
Coding region: 30-1637 (535 amino acids)
Biological process (GO): proteolysis
Molecular function (GO): serine-type endopeptidase activity
Source: RefSeq, a predicted model, not a curated record
UUUGUCAAGUUCAGUGCUAGAUCGAAGCCAUGAUUGUAACGUUCAAUCAAAUCAAAGUAUUGUUUCUAUCGCUAGCUCUCCCGACUUUAGUGCUAUCAAUCCAAGUAAAAUCGGACCAACAUCGAUACGCCUGCGGACAACGUCCAAUCAACGGCAUCGGAGUAAUAACUUCCGGGCAGUCAACAUGGCCAGGACAGUUCCCGUGGCAUGCAGCCCUCUACCGGACAAAAGGCUUGGGAAGCGAGUACAUCUGCGGGGGGUUUACCAUUGCAGAUCGCAUUGUCAUAACGGCAGCUCAUUGCGUCACGGCUCCCAAUGGCUAUCAGGUUGUUGCAAGUGCUAUUUCCGUACGGCUUGGGUUGUACGAACUGUUGAGGAUGACCAAAAACACUCAGGAACAUCGAGUGGAGAGGGUCUAUCGGCAUCCUAAUUACACCGCCAGCUCAUAUAAGCAUGACAUUGCUUUGUUACUGCUCAGAACAGUGAUUGAGUUCAACGACUACAUUCAGCCAAUUUGUUUAUGGGAUCAGGAGAAAUACGGCCCAGGAGAAACGCUUGUUGGUAUUGUAUCAGGAUGGGGAAUAACGGAGUACGAUACGUUGGCUGAUGAUCUGAAAUCGGCCAGGUUACCUAUGGUUAGUCUUUUGGAGUGUCUUGAGAGUGACCGGGACCUAUUCUCCCACGCAAUCUUCGAUGGAAUGUUUUGUGCUGGAAUUGCAAACAGUACUAAUGUUUGCAAUGGAGACAGUGGCGGUGCUUUCGCGGUAGACGUCAAUGGAACAUGGGUUGCACGAGGAAUAGUAUCCUUCACGGGCCUAAGAGAUUCAUCGGUAACACUGUGCAAGACGGAAAGCUUAGCCGGUUUUGUCAACAUCCCUCGAUACGUGGAAUGGAUUGAGAGGAUGGCAAACAAAGAUCGCUUCGUGGCAAUUGAACCCCCUGAACACAAUAGCGGAGAAAAAUCCUAUUCAGAUGCUGUGGUGACACCCACUACGAUAGCACCUUCCUACAGCAUUAGUGAGAAAAAAUGUGUCGAAUACCACAGCGGCUCGAAGAAGAAAUCCCGAGAAUUGUCCUAUUUGGCAUACGUUGCAAGAUUUUUUCUAUUCAUGCGUAAGAUUGAUUGUUUCGCAGUAUUGAUAAGCGAGCGAUUCCUCCUGGCAAGGGCUGACUGCCAUUCACCUAGAACCUCACAAUCUACCUAUUCAGAAGGCGAGCAAUUUAUUAUUGUCGAAAUGGAAGGUCGAGCGCUGCAGUACGAAAUAGAGACCUUCCACCAGCAUCCAGCCUUCGUACGAAAUCCAGCCGAAAACAACCUUGCACUAAUUGAGCUGAACCGGAACGUAUCCUUUCACACUCGUUUCAGGAUUUGCAGCAGCCAGUUCGUGUGCCUGUGGAGCCGGGGCGAAUUCGGUUUGGGUAAAAUAUUUCUUUACUCGGCGAUGAAUGAGACUGGCAAACCACUAAUGGAUUCGGUAAAAUGCUUCAAUCAGUUACUGGCGCCAUCAGUUAUGAUAGAGCGAGAUUACUAUCAUUUGGUCGGAAUUGUGGUUAACAGCACGUGCGCGACGAUAAGAUUUAUUAAGCUGGAAAAGUUUAUCCCGUGGAUUGAAAGCAUCGUGUGGAAGAGUGGUUGAUCAAUGGGGUUUUUAGUGUGACGGAGAUAAAUCUAUAUUCUGGAUUCAGAGAAUUUUAUUGCUUUUUGCCUUUCUCGUACACUAAGUGUACUGGAAAGGCUAUAUGUUCACUCCAAAAAUGACUUUUUGAUAGAAGGCCCGGAGGGUCAAAUCACAUAUACCAAUCAACUCAACUCGACGAAUUGAGGUGAUGUCUGUGUGUGUGUAUGUGUGUGCGUGUGUGUGUCUGUAUGUGUGUGUACAAAAAAACUCACAUCACUUUUUGGCAGUAAACCUCAUCCGAUUUCAAUGUCCGACGGUUCAUUCGACGCGGAAUCUGGUCCCAUUGUUUCCUAUUGAAAAUGGUUUGGAUCGGUUCAGCCGUUCCGGAGAUAAGGCCAUUUAGGUGUUCCGGAACGGUACCCCAGGAAGGGACCAGAUAUGAAAAUGCAUCAAACCUAUGCAUGCGACACAUCAAACCACUGCAUUUUCGAUAACCUGAUGAGCGGUAAGCAGAAAAAUAGUCUAAGACCAUAUCUGAACCGGUAGUGCUACGGAACCGGUUCCGGGUGUCCCGCCGGAAGUGGCAAAUAUCAAAGUGAAUCAAACCCAUGCAUGAGACACAUCAAACCACGGCAUUUUCGAUAAUCUGAUGAGCGGUAAGCAGGAAAAUAGUCUCAGACCAUAUCUGAACCGGUAGUGUUCCCGAACCGGUUCUGGGCGUCCCGCUGGAAGUGGCCAAAUAUACAAUUGUAGCAAACCCAUGCAAGCGACACAUCAAACCACGGCAUUUUAGAUGACCUGAUGGACAACGAGCAGGAAAAUCAUCUCUGAUCAUAUCUGAACCGGUAGUGUUCCGGAACCGGUUCUAGGCGUUCCACUGGAAGUGGUCAAAAAUACAAUUGAACCAAACCCAUGCAUGCGACACAUCAAACCACGGCAUUUUCGAUGACCUGAUGGAUAAUGAGCAGGAAAAUCAUCUCAGACCAUAUCUGAACCGGUGGUGUUCCGGAACCGGUUCUAGUCGUCCCGCUGGAAGUGGCCAAAUAUACAAGUGAAUCAAACCCAUGCAUGCGACACAUCAAACCACGGCAUUUUCGAUAACCUGAUGAGCGGUAAGCAGGAAAAUAGUCUCAGAUCAUAUCUGAACCGGUAGUGUUCCGAAACCGGUUCUAGGCGUCCCGCUGGAAGUGGCCAAAUAUACAAUUGAACCAAACCCAUGCAUACGGCACAUCAAACCACGGCAUUUUCGAUGACCUGAUGGAUAAUGAGCAGGAAAACAGUCUCAGAUCAUAUCUAAACCGGUAGUGUUCCGGAACCGGUUCUAGGCGUCCCGCUGGAAGUGGCCAAAUAUACAAUUGAACCAAACCCAUGCAUACGGCACAUCAAACCACGGCAUUUUCGAUGACCUGAUGGAUAAUGAGCAGGAAAAUAGUCUCAGAUCAUAUCUGAACCGGUAGUGUUCCGGAACCGGUUCUAGGCAUCCCGCUGGAAGUGGCCAAAUAUACAAUUGAACCAAACCCAUACCUGCGACACAUCAAACCACGGCAUUUUCGAUGACCUGAUGGACAAUGAGCAGGAAAACCAUCUCAGACCAUAUCUGAACCAGUAGCGUUCCGGAACCCGUUCCGGGGUUCCCGCCAAAGUGAUUAAAUCUGAAAGAGAAACAAACCCGUACAUGCGUCACAUCAAAUAGCGGCUUUUUAGAUUACCUAAUGAACGGCCAGCAAGUGUUUCGGAAUCGGUUUUGAGUGGCCGGAAAAGGCCAAAUGUAAAAGUAAACCAAAUCCAGGCAUGUGACCCAUCAAAUCGUGGCCGUUGCGAUUACCUGAUGAACAGUAAAUAGCCUUACGUCACACUAAAGACAACUGGUAGUGUUCCGGAAUUGGUUCCGAGAGUUCCGUCGAAAUUGUCAAACCCUGCAUGUGACACCUUCAAUUUGCAGCGUUUUUGGUUAACCGAUGAGCAGUUAAAAAGACAAUAAUGUUAGACCACAUUUGGUUCAGCCGGUAGUUACCCGGAAUCAGAUCCGGGUAGUAAAAUGUAAAAUUUAACCAAACCCAUGGAUGCGGUACAUCAAAUCACGACCAGUCUUGUAAACAUUCGACACUUUUUACUACCUUCAUUUCGUUGCCGCAGUCGAGUUUCAGUCGGCUUUGUUACAUUCGUGCGCUAUCGUUACCUCUUACCUACACACAAUACGAGCAGUAGAACGAAGAUCAGUAAACAUAAGAAAGGGCCAAAUCAAUGUCAUCUGACACGAUGACAUGUGUCUAAUUCUAGCUUCACGCAUAGAUUUUCAGCCAAUUCCGAUUAUGAAUGUUAAUAUUAGUUUAUUAUUGCAUGUUGCAUUGAAUACUACACAGAUGGGCAACAUAGCUCUUAUUAUGGAAGAAGACAGGAAUAACAAAAGCCGAACCGUCUCCCGAAGCCGCUAUCGUGGUGAAGUGCAUUCGUUUGACAUUUUUGUUUCGAACAGUAGUUUGAUUGCUAAUGUUGCGAAUGUCGGAGACAAAGGAGGCCGAAUAUCAACGAAAAGGUUCAAAUGACUGUGAUCUCUAACAAGACUGAUCACGACUUAUCGACAACCUGAUGGGAAAAUAGGGUCAGACCACAUUUGAUUCCCGGUAGUGUUGUGGGUUCAGCUGUGGCUUCGAAAGUGGUUAGAAGUAAAAGUGAAGCAAACCCAUUCAUGCGAUAUAUCAAAUCGCG